This is a messenger RNA of Diabrotica balteata, 1155 nucleotides long. The record is from the annotation of a GenBank genome assembly. NCBI's taxonomy places the organism in Eukaryota, Metazoa, Arthropoda, Insecta, Coleoptera, Chrysomelidae.
AUGAAUAUUGAUAUUAUAUUAACUGAUCCAGAUGGUACCUACAAACCAGAUGAUAUAAUAAGAGGAACGAUAAUCCUUGAUCUUACUUCGAAUCAAAAUAUCCAAAAUAUACUAUGCAAAUUUUUUGGUAUUGAAGAAACCAGGUGGACCACAACAGAAAGCUUAUAUGAUCAAAGAACAAAAACCAUGAAAUCAGGAGUAGUACAUUAUAAAGGAGAAAACAAUAUAAUAUCAUAUCUAGAGCAGCUAUCCACAGAUGUAAGUUUGUCGAUUGGACUUCAUGAGUUUGCUUUUGCUAUCACAGUGCCUAAGAGAAUUCCUAGUUCCUAUUCAAUGAACCAUGGAUGGAUCAAAUUCGGCGUUUUAGUUAGUAUACAAAAUGACCUUAAUAUUUUCUAUGAAAAACAGAAACCAAUUCAUAUAAAAGCACCUAUCAAUUUUAAUGAUAUACGAAGCGAGAUUCAACUGGAACCAGUUGUUUAUCAGAAUGAAGAAGUCAUAUGGCAUUGCUGUUACGCAGGUGACCCAGUUACCAUGGAUCUGAUAUUAGAAAGAGAAGCCUACACUGUUAACGAACCUAUUUUAUUUAAAUUGGAUGUGAACAAUAAAUCAGAUCAAGAUAUAUCCGAAAUAGAUGUAACGCUGACAUUAGUAGUUGAAGUUACUGCUACAGUUCCUAGAAGAAGUCGGAAAUAUUAUGAAAAACUCUUAACGGGAGCUAAAGGCAGGGAAUUGGCUCACGGCCAGCAGGAAUUGUACUCUUUCAGAUUCCAAGUACCAGAUGUUAUAGACAUUCCAAAUUUUAUAGGAAGUACCUUAUUUCGACAGAAGUGUGUGUUGAAGGCUGAAUGUAAAAUACAAGAUUCGGAUACCGUGUUAGAUGUUCAAACCGAACUUAAACUUGGCCACAUUCCAGUUGAAAGAUCAAGAAGAAUAACACAUCCUCACGGACCAGUGAGACGAGUCCAUAGUUCUGGAGCCAUAAAUAGACCUUUAGGUUUUAAUUUCUUUAACACACCCGAUAAUGCCAGUGCACCUCCGGCAGAUUAUCAGCCAACUGCCCCUAGAACGACAGAUGACAUCGAUAAUCUUCCUCCAUCUUACGAAGAAGCUGUAAAGGCGACUUUUGAAACCAGAAAAACAAAAAAGGAGUAA